Messenger RNA from Tuber melanosporum (Perigord truffle), 686 nucleotides. RefSeq lists its product as uncharacterized. The record is from RefSeq and is a predicted model, not a curated record. Lineage: Eukaryota; Fungi; Ascomycota; Pezizomycetes; Pezizales; Tuberaceae. Gene Ontology annotation, cellular component: mitochondrial large ribosomal subunit. Gene Ontology annotation, biological process: mitochondrial translation. Bases 21 to 476 code for a protein of 151 amino acids. Gene Ontology annotation, molecular function: structural constituent of ribosome. The transcript has a single exon.
CCCACCCUACCGCCACAACCAUGUCCUCAAUUUCAUUGAAACCCCUACUCCGCAUUCCCACGCCUCCGAACGCCUCAAAGCUACUGCCACGAACAGCUACACGCAAUGCGACCCUCCUCCGCCGGCCCAAACGUCCUCACCAAUUCGACCAACUCAUAAUCCUGACGGACGGUAGCUCGUUCAAACAGAUGACCACCUCCCCCCGCGGCGUCUUCCGUACCACAAAAGACACGAGAAACCACCCUCUGUGGAACGAGAGCGACGCAGCGGUAAUGGGGCUCGAGGAGGACGAGGCGGGGAAGCUGAAGGCAUUCAGAAACAAGUAUGGUCAUGGAUUCGACAUGCAAGAUGCUCUGGAGAUCGAGAAGGAACUUGAGUCGGACGCUGUCGGGAAGGAUGCCGCGGCGGGUAGUUUGAUGGACGUUCUCAGGUAUAAUGCUGAUGAGGAGGAUAUCAAGGGCGGGAAGAAGAAGUAGUGGAUGGAUGGCUAUUACAGACGAAUGAAUAAAUGAAUGGACGCGGCGGGGCGUGGCGGGGCGGGGGGUAUCCGGUUUGCUGUAUCAUAUAAACUUUGGUGAGGCAGUAGGGCAAUUGUGCAAAAGUUAUGAUACGUUACUAGUACCGUAGGCCACCGGACCGGUUUUAGAUCUGCACAAGAUAUCAAGUCUGGAUAUAUGAUCCUGAUU